UUCACGUGGUUUCUGUUUACGUUUCAUUGAGACUGUCAACAUGUCAUCAGAGAUAACACCUGAUUCCAGCAAGUCGGAAUACAUCUCUCAAAGGGAAUUAUCAAGAGGCAAAUGGAUAUCACUGAAUGAGAUCACAUACAAAGAUCCUAAUGGAUCCAAGUGUCAGUGGGAGGCUGUGUUCCGAACAACUGGACAAGAAGGUAGUGCUGAUGCGGUGGUUAUACUUGGAAUUGUGAAACGUCUGCUGAAGUAUGACUGUGUGGUGCUAGUGAAGCAGUACAGACCUCCACUUAAGAAAUACACCAUUGAAUUUCCAGCAGGUCUAGUAGAUGCUGGAGAAAGUUUGGAGGAAUGUGCUGUGAGAGAACUUAAAGAAGAAACCGGUUAUUUUGGCAAACCUAAACACUUGUCACCAGCAAUAUCUUUGGAUGCAGGAAUCAGUAAUUCAACUGUCAGCUUGGUUACAGUUGAGAUUGAUGGCGAUCUUCUUGAAAACAAGAAUCCUCAACCAAAGCCAGAAGAAUCUGAAUUUAUUGAAGUUUUUACAGUGCCUCUUGAUGAUCUCCUAGAAAAACUGAAUGAGUUCACAGCUAGUGCGGACAUUGUUGUUGAUGCUCGAGUUUACACGUACGCUGUUGCCAUGGAACAGACAAAGAAACACAUCCUGAAACCACCUUCUCUGAACCAUGCAUGCUAGUACAUAAUGUGCAACAAUAAUCCCAGAUUUUUAUUUUGAAUACUGAUUCUGGUACUCAUUGAGCCUUUCAUAUACUUUUCAAAAAAUGUAGGGGAACCUGAAAUAUUAAAGUUAAUAUCAACUAUUAGACCAAACAUAAGUUUUGACCACAGACAUCCUAGUAUAGAAUGUUCAGGUCUGUUUAUCAACACACCGAAACACAUUUGAG
Molecule: messenger RNA, 905 nt
Organism: Gigantopelta aegis
Lineage: Eukaryota; Metazoa; Mollusca; Gastropoda; Neomphalida; Peltospiridae
Product: ADP-sugar pyrophosphatase-like
Exons: 11
Coding region: 41-697 (218 amino acids)
Biological process (GO): ribose phosphate metabolic process; nucleoside phosphate metabolic process
Cellular component (GO): nucleus
Molecular function (GO): ADP-ribose diphosphatase activity
Source: RefSeq, a predicted model, not a curated record